AUGGAUAGCAAUCGUUUAGCUUUCCGCCAGUGGAGAAUGCUUAGCAUCCCCGGCUUUCAUGUUUAUCGGAGAAGGCCAACCUCCUUUCUCCUCCAGUCGGAGGUUGAUACCUCAGUCGAGCUCUUUGGGCAGAAAUACCCAAAUCCUCUUCUGAUGGCACCCAUUGGGGUGCAAUCUAUCGCUCAUGACGACAAAGAAACGGGGCUCGCCGAGGCUUGCGCUGAAGUCGAUGUUCCAUAUAUCUUGAGCACAGCAUCAGGGUCAUCAUUCGAAGAUGUAGCUGCCAGUUGCGGAGACGGCAAAAAGUGGUACCAGCUGUACUGGCCAAAAGACAACGACAUUACCCUAUCCCUGUUAAAAAGGGCGAAGAAGAACGGGUUUGAUGCGCUUGUAGUGACUUUGGAUACAUGGACAUUGGCAUGGCGCCCUGCAGAUCUUGAUACUGGAUAUCUACCUUUCAUUGCUGGCGUUGGAACGGAAUUUGGUCUAUCAGAUCCUGUAUUCCGCGCCAAGUUUGAGGACCGCUCUGGUUCAAAGGUCGAAGACGCUCGGCUCGAAGCCUCGAGAGAAUGGAUACAAGGCAUUUUUGGUGCCAAUCGCACAUGGGACGAUCUUGGAUUUUUGAGGAAGAACUGGAACGGUCCACUUAUUCUCAAAGGCAUUCAACAUGUGGAAGAUGCCAAAGCAGCGUUGAAACAUGGAUGUGACGGCAUUGUGGUCUCAAAUCACGGAGGCCGCCAGCUCGACGGUGCAAUUGGCUCUCUCGAGGUCCUGCCGGAAAUUGUCGAUGCGGUUGGAAAAGACAUGACUGUUUUGUUCGACUCGGGCAUCCGCACAGGCUCUGACAUUGUCAAGGCCAUUUCUCUCGGGGCUAAGGCUGUAUUAGUUGACAGACCAGUAAUGUUCGGUUAUGCCAUCAACGGAAAACAGGGGGCAAAGGAAGUAAUGCAAGGCCUGCUCGCGGAUUUCCAUCUGAGCAUGGCCAUCGCUGGAAUCCCAUCGAUUGGCGAUUGCCACCGCGAGGUGCUUAGGAAAGUGUAA
Talaromyces atroroseus is the source of this 1041-nucleotide messenger RNA. RefSeq lists its product as hypothetical. The record is from RefSeq and is a predicted model, not a curated record. Bases 1 to 1041 code for a protein of 346 amino acids. Gene Ontology annotation, molecular function: oxidoreductase activity; FMN binding. Lineage: Eukaryota; Fungi; Ascomycota; Eurotiomycetes; Eurotiales; Trichocomaceae. The transcript has 4 exons.